AUGGCCAAGCCAGAGAAGGCAGGGAACCGUCGCUCCAGCCGCAACAGGACACAGGUCAGCUACCUGGAGCUGGACGAUGUGGACAACAUCAGUCCAGAGAUCGAUGUGGUGAAACUAAGGAAUCUCAUAAUGCAAGGAGAAUUUGAGCCGCUUGGGGAUGCCAUACUGCCAGCGGAUCUGACGAUGACAGAACUGCGGCGGACAGGCUUCCGUAAGCCGUAUCUUGUUGCACAAGGAAGGGAUGUUGAGGAGACGCGGAAGGCGCUGGGCAUUCGCCUCCCACCCUUUGAGCUAACAACACAUACCAUCGCGGAGAACGUGGGCUAUGAGUACCCUGUGAACAUAGUGGAUGUUGCGACACAGGGGGCUGGGCCAAAGUGGACUCUGGGACAGUGGCGAGAGUACUUCUACAAACCGGCCAAGCAGCGCGGUCGCUUGCUCAACGUUGUGAGUCUUGAGCUGUCAGGGAGCAAGCUCGCCAAGAUGGUCGCGCCGCCCACGGUGGUUUGCCAAUUGGACUUGGUCAACAGGGUGUGGCCCCAGGACGAUCCUGACAAACCACAGGUGCUCCUGUAUGCGUUGAUGGGAGUUGCUGGCUGUGUCACUGACUUCCACGUCGACUUUGGUGGUUCGUCCGUGUGGUACCACAUGGUGUCUGGCAAAAAGGUGUUUCUGCUGGUGCCACCCACAGAUGGCAACAUGGAGCUGUUUGAAAACUGGUCUUCUGGCGAAGAACAGCUGUCAGUCUUCUAUGGCAAUCUGGCUGAGGGUGUGAUGAGAGUGGAGUUGCAGGCUGGUGACACGAUGCUGAUUCCAUCUGGUUGGCCCCACGCUGUUGCAACACCUGUGGACUCUGCAAUUUUCUGCACGGGCUUGACAUAUCCCACCAGUUGCUCGUCUGGAAGCUGGAGGAGCGACUGGGCAUCAGACAGGUAUUCAGGUUUCCCCUAUACAAGACAACAAUGUGGCACACAGCGAGGCACUACUUGGAGGAGAUCAAGGCAGGGAGCAGGAGUGGCAAAGGUGGCCUGA
Messenger RNA from Ostreobium quekettii, 1032 nucleotides. The record is from the annotation of a GenBank genome assembly. NCBI's taxonomy places the organism in Eukaryota, Viridiplantae, Chlorophyta, Ulvophyceae, Bryopsidales, Ostreobiaceae.